ACUGGGGUUAAAAACGUACUCCAAAUCACCAUGGCUACACUCCGGGCGUUGCGGAAACUAUGCCGGCAUUUUCAUCAUCAGGCAUGUAGUUUUCAUUUGUCAUCUUCAAGACAAGAUGCUGUGAUCAUCUCGGGCAGAAAACUGGCCCGUCAGAUCCGUAACGAGGCGCGUGCCGACGUGGAGGAGUGGGUGUCCGCGGGGAACCGAAGACCUCACCUGAGCGUAGUGUUGGUGGGAGACAAUCCAGCCAGUCACUCGUACGUUCUCAACAAGACCCGCGCAGCAGCAGAAGUGGGCAUUAGCAGCGAGACCAUCUUGAAGCCUUCGAGUAUCAGUGAGGAGGAGCUGCUCGACCUCAUCAAGAAACUCAACUCUGAUCACAGAGUCGACGGUCUGUUGGUGCAGCUUCCGCUUCCUGAUCACAUUGACGAGCGACUGGUGUGUAAUGCCGUCUGCCCAGGAAAAGAUGUUGAUGGUUUCCAUGUGGUCAAUGUUGGUCGCAUGUGCCUGGAUCAGACCACUAUGUUGCCGGCCACUCCCUGGGGAGUUUGGGAGAUUAUAAAACGGACAGGCAUAGAGACGCUGGGUAAGAACGUGUUGGUGGCCGGUCGCUCCAAGAACGUAGGAAUGCCCAUCGCAAUGCUGUUGCACACAGACGGAAAACACGAACGGCCCGGAGGUGAUGCCACAGUGACCAUCUCCCACCGGUACACUCCCAAAGAACAGCUCCGUCAGCACACAAAAAUCGCGGACAUCGUUGUUGCUGCUGCGGGUAUUCCUAACCUCAUCACUGCUGAUAUGAUAAAGGAGGGCGCCGCUGUUAUAGAUGUUGGGAUCAACAGAAUAUUGGACCCCUUGACUGGGAAAAACAGACUUGUUGGUGAUGUGGACUUUGAAGGUGUUCGAAAGAAGGCCAGCUUCAUCACUCCAGUUCCAGGCGGUGUUGGACCAAUGACUGUAGCCAUGCUGAUGAAAAACACCAUCAAGGCAGCUAAAAAUGUGAUUUUAACCCCCCCUCAGCGUGUGCGGAUGGUAGCGUCCUCAUAACGCGCUCCGUCUCGGCUCGCUUCACAUUCCACACUCCACCUUUAUUUUGAGGAUCUCCAAGUGGAAAGGCAAUUUCUUUAAAUGCUAUUUUUAUUUAGAUAAACAUAUAUAUAUUCAAGGGUUUGAGAAAACGAAUGUGCUUUUUCAUUCAGAUAUUUUAAACAAAAUAUAUAUUUAGUGUUUUUUUGGUUGUUUUUUUUGUUACAUCGCCAAGCAUUAGACACGUGUGAACUUUUGUUCAUGCACUAGGGCUGCAGGAUAUUGAAGAAAAAUGCGAUAACUUUUUUAAGCAAAUAAUGUGCUAUGUGAGUGUGUAAAAUAAACUUAAAUUAUAUAUCCUACAAAGGUUUUUCACAUUCUUUUUUUUGACAAGAAAACAUCCCUUCAACUUCUGAAAGCAUAAGAAGUGUUAUUUUAACAUCGGUGCGUUUCAGGAAGGCCUACAUUAGGGUUAUUUGAAUAAUCAAAUGUAGAAAUACAUUUCACUGUAUGAAUUAAAUCUAUAUUGAUUCGUAUUUAAGCUACAAAAGUUAUUCAGCAAACUUGUUCAUGACCCGUUAUUGCACAUUAUUGCGAUAUAUACAUUUGUGAUAUUUCGAUAUAUUGUGCAGCCCUAUUAUGUUUUGUUCUGUUACAGUUUUGCAUUUUUUCAGCAUUUUGUAUGUUUAAGUAUUAAAAUAGGAUAUUGCCAGAUGUUUUGAAGCAUAUUUAUUCAUGAGAAACACUGUUUCUAGUGCAACUGCAGUCAGUGUCGUUGCAUUUACCUUCAGAUGUGAGUGUGUGUGGAAAGAGUCACAUGGCUAAUUCUGGUCAAUAGUGAGUCAGCAUGAAAGAUAUCUGACCAAAUGACCUUUGCAAUGACGGUCUAGGGAAUAUUUGUGAUUGAAUUGACUGACCCAUCACUACUUUAUUUUAUUUAUAUCCUCCUAUCGAGAGAAAAAUCUUGGCAGGUUGGUGCUUUUUUUUCUUUUCUUUUUAGUUGUAUGUUCCGAUGUCUUACUGAAAUCUGUUACUAACGUGUAAUGCCUUCCAGACAUGAAAUUAAAAGCGUAAUAUGCAACCUUA
Pimephales promelas (fathead minnow) is the source of this 2112-nucleotide messenger RNA. It is a transcript of the gene mthfd2, whose product is annotated as methylenetetrahydrofolate dehydrogenase (NADP+ dependent) 2, methenyltetrahydrofolate cyclohydrolase. Gene Ontology annotation, biological process: tetrahydrofolate interconversion. Gene Ontology annotation, cellular component: mitochondrion. NCBI's taxonomy places the organism in Eukaryota, Metazoa, Chordata, Actinopteri, Cypriniformes, Leuciscidae. The record is from RefSeq and is a predicted model, not a curated record. Gene Ontology annotation, molecular function: methylenetetrahydrofolate dehydrogenase (NAD+) activity; methenyltetrahydrofolate cyclohydrolase activity; methylenetetrahydrofolate dehydrogenase (NADP+) activity.